CAUAUAAAGGCGGGUGAGUAGGAGAAGAACUGGGCAUGGUUGGAGUUGAUUGGUGUAAGGUGAGAGGGAUGGGGAGGCAGCCUUGUUGUGACAAGCUAGGGGUGAAGAAGGGUCCUUGGACAGCUGAGGAGGACAAAAAAUUAGUGAAUUUUAUGCGCACUCACGGUUAUUACUGCUGGCGGGCCGUCCCUAAGCUCGCCGGUCUCCGCCGCUGCGGCAAGAGUUGUCGACUCCGCUGGACAAAUUACCUCCGGCCCGACUUGAAACGAGGUCUCCUCAAUCAUGAUGAAGAGCAACUUGUUAUUGAUCUCCAUGCGCGCCUUGGCAAUAGGUGGUCCAAAAUUGCAGCAAGAUUGCCUGGAAGAACUGAUAAUGAGAUCAAGAAUCAUUGGAACACCCAUAUAAAAAAGAAGCUUAUUAAGAUGGGGAUCGAUCCUGUCACACAUGAGCCUUUACAAAAACCAGACACCCCUCAAAACAAGCCAAAUCUCGAUCCUAAUCAACCAGAAAACUUGUCGAAAAGUUGUGCCCAUGAAUUCAGCCUUCCAACUGGGCCCGACAAAUGGAGAUCAUCUUGGGAGUCCGAUGAUGACCCCUCGAUCAACUUGAUAUGGCCAGAGGCAUUUCUCCAUGACUUGUCGGAGAACUUCCAUGGCACAGAUUCUUGGUGGAAAGAAUAUAGUGAAAUUGGGACAUCUUCAAAGGAGGAGACCUGUUUUUCAUGGUUGGUGGGGGAUGCUGGGGAACAAUGAUGGGAACUUGGGAUUUGGUGGUUUCAGUGAAAUAUUAGCGAUGAAUUUGCCUUGACAUGGGUGGCAAGUUUUAGCAUGCACCUAAUAGGGACUGCCCUGCCUUUGUGCUCGCCUGUGAACAAUGAAAAGAGGCAUUAGCUGUUCGUUAAUGGACCUCAUUAAGCUUUAAUGUCCAGAUUAAUUAUUUAUGAUUACAGGGGAUCAAUAAAAGUGAAGAGACUUAAGAAA
Molecule: messenger RNA, 980 nt
Organism: Gossypium raimondii (Peruvian cotton)
Lineage: Eukaryota; Viridiplantae; Streptophyta; Magnoliopsida; Malvales; Malvaceae
Product: MYB-like transcription factor ODO1
Exons: 2
Coding region: 36-752 (238 amino acids)
Source: RefSeq, a predicted model, not a curated record